GUUUUGACCUUGCCGCGUAUCAAGACCUUCGCGCAAUUCGCCCGGUGCCAUGUCGGUAGUGGUGGCAAAGAAAGUCAGGGAGGCCAAGGAGAAGCAACGAGACGCUGAGCGAGACAAGCGCAAGGAUCGUCUGGACGAGCUCUUCAAAGAGCUGGACAGCUCGGGGGAUGGCACUCUGGAUGCUUCGGAGGUGAAGCACCUGCUGACGAGCCUGGCUGACGGCCGGGAGCCGGAUGAGGAGGAGCUGGGCUUCAUCAUGAAGACCAGCGGCUGCCAAGCCAGCCAGCGCAUCAGCCGCGAACAGCUGGCCGGCGCCAUUGAGAGUUGGACGCUGUACCUACAGGAGUUCGGCAACGAAGGCAGCGCUGGCAAGGUGCUGUUCGACAAGCACGACAAGUCCCAGACCGGGAAGCUGGACCGAGAAGAGCUCGCCGGCUUGCUACAGGAGCUGGCUGGUCGCCCUGCCUCCGAGGCAGACCUGGACUGGAUCCUCGCCAAGGCCGACGUGCUGGGCGAUGGCAUGAUCGCAAAGAUCGAGUUGAGCCAAGCCAUUGCGCUCUGGCUCCAGCGCCUCGCGGAGGAUAUGGAGGCGGAGGAAACCACGGCGUCGCAGACGUCCAAAGGCUCCAAGUCCUCUGUGUGUACACUACUCUGAGCGGUCGGCUGGCCAAGAGUCUCACUCGAUGGCGUUGCUGGCUGAUGUUGGAGUCUUUCAUGGU
Molecule: messenger RNA, 719 nt
Organism: Effrenium voratum
Lineage: Eukaryota; Dinophyceae; Suessiales; Symbiodiniaceae
Source: the annotation of a GenBank genome assembly